Physcomitrium patens is the source of this 2701-nucleotide messenger RNA. RefSeq names its product protein kri1. Gene Ontology annotation, biological process: endonucleolytic cleavage in ITS1 to separate SSU-rRNA from 5.8S rRNA and LSU-rRNA from tricistronic rRNA transcript (SSU-rRNA, 5.8S rRNA, LSU-rRNA). Gene Ontology annotation, cellular component: nucleolus; 90S preribosome. NCBI's taxonomy places the organism in Eukaryota, Viridiplantae, Streptophyta, Bryopsida, Funariales, Funariaceae. The record is from RefSeq and is a predicted model, not a curated record.
AAGUCUUCAGGGGUCGACGAGGCUUCUGGAGACGGUGAGUGAGUGUGUGUGAGCGAGGCGCCGUCGGCGAGGCCCGUGCCUCCGCUCAGCUCAAAUGGAAAAUCAAGCCCUCCCGAUCGCAAUUAGGUCUUCCGCAUUAUCGUAGUUGCAGCAGCAGCUCUCUUUCCUACAACACCAGGAGAAUCCUUGUGUGUGUGUGUGUGUUGUCUUUUUAGCGAGAGCGCGAGAGAGAGAAAGCAAAGCUGCUUUCGAACUACAAACGAACUGUUGUUGGAAUAAGUAGGGUGAUUUGUGAGCGGCUCCUCUUUGUUUGUUUUGCUGGAGCUGACACCAUGCCGAGAAAGUCGAAGAAGAAAACGCUGCUUGACGAUGGUGAGGAGGAUAAUGCGGAGGUUGAUGUUAACGCGGAGUGGAAAGUGAACGAGAAUUUUGCGAAGCGGUUCACGCACAACAAGCAGAGAGAGGAUUUGCACAGGUUGCAGGAGCUUAAAAAGAAGGGCUGGGCAGGGUCGGAUUCUGAUGAUUCUGAGUCGGAGGAUGAAGACGAAGACGGGCUGUUGCCCCAGAAAACGGACAUCCAGAUUUUUGAGACGUUGGCAAAGAUCAAGAAGAAAGAUCCGAUUAUUUACAAACCUGACGUCAAGUUUUACGACGACGUAGAUGAUGAAGGGGAGGAUGGCAAUGUUGGAACUGUUGAGAAGAAGAAAAAGCCGCUUUAUUUGAAGGAUGUGCAAGCACGGCAAUUGCUCGAUGGAGAUGAUGACAACGACAAGGACGUGCCGAUUAAGAAACCGCCUAAAGUCGUUACGUAUGCAGACGAACAGGAAGAGCUGAAGCACGCUUUUCUGCGGAGCGUGGCACAGGCGGAGGGUGAUGAGGAAGAUGAACUUUUGAGAGUGAGGCAUAGGACGAAAGAGGAACUCGCCAAAGAUGCAGAAGAGACAGCGGUAGCAGUUGAGGAAGCAGAGCGGAGGAAGAAAGACCAGGAUAUAUCGAAGAAGCUUGAGGAUUACUUCGGAAAGAAGGACGAUGAACUAGACGAGAAUGAGAAGUUUUUGAAGGAGUUCUUUUUAAAUGAAGGUUGGAUAGAUAAAGAUAGAAAUCGUGUUCCUUCCUACAGAGAAGUUGUUGGCUUGGAUGAGGAUGAAGAGCACGUGGAGGAGCAAGAUGAUUUCGAGAAGGAAUACAAUUUCAGGUUCCAAGAGAAUGCUGGAGCUCAAGUCAUGGGCAAUCCGAGGAUUGUGGAAGGCUCCGUCAGGAAGAAAGGAGAAGUGCGAAAAACACAAAGGCAAAAGAAGGCUGAGCGGUUAGCAGAGGAGAGGAAAGCUAGAGAAGAAGAGCUCAAGCGACUCAAAAACUUGAAGAAAAAAGAGAUUAUUGAAAAGCUGGAGAAGAUCAGGACAGUUGCAGGGGCAAAUACUCUUUUGACAUCAAUAGGAGAGGACGACAUAGAGGAGGACUUCGAUCCAAAUGAAUACGACCGCAAGAUGCAGGAAGCCUUUGGCGAUUCUUACUACCAGGAGGAAGACGCAGAAAUCGGAAAUGAACUGGAAGAGGAUGAAGGUAUCAUUGAGAAACCCAACUUCGAUGAAGAGGAUGAAGAUCUUGGACUACCGAAAGAUUGGGGCAAGAAGGGCGGAUUUGCUGCUGUUCAUAAAGCUCAAAAGGUGUCAUUUAAAGAUAAGAUAGCAGUUGAUAAGAACUUGGAUGAGUACUAUAAGCUGGACUACGAGGAUAUGAUCGGCGAUUUACCAACCAGGUUCAAGUAUCGUGAAGUGAAACCAAAUACUUAUGGACUCGAUGUGGUGGAUAUUUUAACUGCGGAAGACAAAGAGCUUAACCAGCAUGUUUCUAUCAAGAAAUUGGCUCCAUACCGUGGGGAAGAGUGGGAGGCUCCUAAGUAUAGCACACUGAGUCAGAAGGCAAGGAAGAAGCAAGCACUGCAGGAUGGUUCAAGCAAACCUGCACGAAAAUAUUUAAAUAAGAGACCUGAUGAGAGAAAGAAAGAGUGGAAGAAAAAUUCUGCAGCCACGCAGAAGGAGUCUGCUCCAGAAGCAGCUUCGAAAGUUGUGAAGGAAAGUGAACCCAAUGGUGACACCACGGUGGCUACCGAGCCGGAGGGUGAGAAGAAGAGCAAGAAGAGGAAGAGGAAGAAGACAAAGUCAGGUCCUCUUUCAUUUUUGACUCCCUCUAGGAUAGAAGCUUAUGGAGCACUACCCAACCCUGAGAAAAAGAAGAAAAAGAAAAGCGUAGCAGGGUGAGAAUCAGUUAAUGCUUGUAUAACAGUAAGGGCCGAGUUUCUGGUGAGUUCAUUUUUAAAAACCUCAACAUCUCUCAUGGAAUAGUAUAAGACGAAUCAACGUCUCCAGGCAACAGAGUUAGGUUUGAAUGUGAGGACAUACAGCUGUAAGCGUAGAGACAAAACUGGACAAUAUUAGGUUGAGUUUCAUCAGCAACCUAAAGUCAACCUGGGUUGGAAUCUUCAAAAGGUGGAACGAGCACCUUCUAAUCAUCACAUUGCUGGUAUUAAGUAAUGGGACUGGCAGUUUGUGAUCCAUCCACGCCUACACUCUCGGCAUUAUGGAUCCUUGUGUAUUAAUUUUUGCAUCUUGUGCGCAUAAAGUGUCAAAGAUGCCUGCUUUGCCUAAAUCGUAUGCUAAACCUUCGUUUGGGGGGGUUGGGGCUCAAUUGUGAUGGUUUA